Molecule: messenger RNA, 729 nt
Organism: Salvia splendens (bonfire salvia)
Lineage: Eukaryota; Viridiplantae; Streptophyta; Magnoliopsida; Lamiales; Lamiaceae
Product: general transcription and DNA repair factor IIH subunit TFB2-like
Exons: 5
Biological process (GO): nucleotide-excision repair
Cellular component (GO): transcription factor TFIIH core complex; transcription factor TFIIH holo complex
Molecular function (GO): ATPase activator activity; double-stranded DNA binding
Source: RefSeq, a predicted model, not a curated record
UAAAUCGAGCAAAAGAAAGAAACCGUAUUAUACACUCCCGUCUCUGCAACUCCACCCCCACCUAAUCUGCCUCGCCGCCAUCUCCGCCUCCGGCCACCGACUAUUUUCCCUCUGUCAAAUGUCUUUUCUAAUUUCUCAAGUUAUCAGAUUUUGAUUACAUGAAUUGGACAUAGACUGUGAUUGUGGAAGACAGUCAUUGUUGGAUUGAAUUUGAAGUAGAGAAAUCGUUGCAAGCAAUUCUCUUUGUCAUCUACAUAUACAGAUAUAUAAGCUCAAGUAGGAGAAUUACAUUGGUCAGACAAGAUGCCGCAAGUGAGGAUUGUGGCUAGAAACUUUAUGGAUAUGGUGGCAUCCUUGCCUCCGGUGAAACUUGACAAGCUGUAUGAAAAUUCAUUCAUAUGCGAAGCUAUCUUGAGAUCUUUGCCUCCACUAGCAAAAAAGUAUGUGCUGCUGCUUCUGUAUAUAGAGGGUCCAGUAUCAGCAAAGUGGCUGGAAGAAUGGAUUCUUGCUGACGGUGCCUCGAAGCAUAAAGUAGCUAUAGACAGGCUCAUUCAGCUGAGAGUCCUGACUGAAACUGUUGAACGGAAGAAAGAAGCUACUUACCAAUUUAAUCCGCCAUUUCAGCGGAUCUCCAGAAGCACAUACUGCAUGGGGAACAAUGCCGUCAAACGUCACUGUGAGGCUUCCAGUACAGAGGAAUUAGAUGCCUAUGCUGUCGAACAGUGGGAG